UCCGCUUUAAUCGCAUCAUACAGGAGCUUCUGGAAUCAAACUGGAGGAUAGAAGCUGAUUGUGUUUACAUGAUUUUCUGUCUCUUCCUGAAAUAAGAAGGACGGUAUAGCGAUGAAAAUGGACUUAAAUGCCAUCAUAGAAAAGAUGGAAACGGGCGAUCAGGACGCCGCACUAACAGCUUUACAGAUGUAUAAUAAAGAGAAGUCACAGUGUUUUUCGUUUACCCCCGGGGAAGAGGACGACAGAGAGAGGCUGGGCGAGCUGGUGCUCGGCUUCCUGGAGCGAGACCUCCAGCCGUCCUGUCAGCUGGCAUGCCUAGAAACCAUUCGCAUCCUGUCCCGCGAUAAGAAGAGCCUGGCUCCGUUCGUCACCCGCCAAGCUAUGCAGGUACUGAUCCGACAUGCCGGACUUGGGCAGGGGGAGGGCGUGACGCCCGAGAUCCCCGACUUGGAGGUGAUCGUGGAGGCCCUGAAAUGCCUCUGCAACAUCGUCUUUAACAGCGAGGCGGCUCAGGAGGCGGGGGCGGAGCUUCAGCUGAUAAUGGGAUUGGCCAAGAGGCUGAAACAGUGCCGUGAGCCGCAGUGGAACCACGACGUGCGAUUCUUCGACCUACGACUUAUGUUUCUGAUCACCGCCCUGCGCGUGGACGUCAGAGCCCAGCUGGCACGAGAGCUGCGGGGUGUCGGCCUCCUAUCAGAAGCUCUAGAUGCCACGCUCAACCUCUGCUGGCCCGACAUGUAUGAAGUGGCCCGUGCAGGCGUGGAUGGGUCCUCGGAGCUCCCACCGCUCGGGAGGCAGGAAACGGAGCGAGUCAUGGAAAUCUUGAAGAUUCUGUUCAAUGUCACCUUCGAUUGCAACCGACGUGAUGUGGACGAGGAGGAGGCGGCCACUUACAGACACCUGGGUGCCAUUUUGAGACACUGCCUCAUGAGCACUUCAGAAGGCGAGGAACGCACAGAGGAGAUGCACAGCCACACUGUGAACCUACUAGGGAAUUUGCCUCUUCCGUGUCUCGACGUCUUGCUCAUGCCCAAAGUUCAGCAGGGGUCUAUCGAGUACAUGGGCGUCAACAUGGACGCUGUCAAAGUUCUGCUGCAGUUUAUGGAGAAACGGCUCGACAGGGAAAACAAGCUGAAGGAGACCCUGCUGCCCUCAUUAAACCUCCUGACGGAGAGCGCCCGCAUUCACAGGGAGACGAGGAAAGUCUUACGAAUGAAAGUUCUUCCACCGUUACGUGACGUUAAAAACAGACCCGAGGUCGGUAACGCCAUGCGGAACAAACUGGUGCGUCUGAUGACCCACAUUGACACAGAUGUGAAACACUGCGCCGCUGAGUUUCUGUUUGUGCUGUGCAAAGAAAGCGUUUCGAGGUUUAUCAAGUACACGGGUUACGGUAAUGCAGCCGGGCUGUUGGCUGCUCGGGGGCUGAUGAGAGGUGGCCGAGACCCCGGACACUAUUCAGAGGAUGAAGACAGCGAUACAGAGGAGUACAGAGAAGCGAAACCCAAUAUUAAUCCAGUGACUGGACGUGUGGAAGAAGAGCAGCCCAACCCUAUGGAUGGAAUGACAGAAGAACAGAAAGAAUAUGAGGCCAUGAAGUUAGUCGACAUGUUUGAUAAACUCUCAAGAGAGCAGGUGAUCCAGCCAAUGAAAAUUGGAGCUGACGGUAAGAUGACAUCAAUGGAACCACAAGAAUUCCAUUAUUUAACCCAGCAACAAUUCGGAGAGUCUAAUAAUUCAGAUAGCGACAGCGAUACAAACUAGCUUGGAUCCUGACGUUCCGACAGUGGGAAAUUUGGAAUGUUGCAGUGCAAUAAAAAGCACUCGAGUUUAAAAAAAAGUAAAAUAUAACUUUUGGUGAAUCCUAAGAAAGAAUGAAAUCUUCUGACCCAUAAGGAUUUAACUGCUUGGUUUUAUUGCUAUGGAAACGCUUGGUGAUUGAUAUGUCCAGUUCAUUUGAGGUUUAUUGUGUUGGCCUGUCAAUAAUCUGUUCUGUAUGACUGUGAAAAGAUGGUUUGGUUACACAGUGUCUAGUGUUUGACAUAAGAUAAAUAAUUUAAUGGAACUCUGUUUUUGCAACACCGUAUCAUUUCAUGAAAGCGCAGAUAUAUUUUAUUCCAAAUGUAGACUGUGGCCUAGGAAAAAUGUAUUAAAAAGAAUGAAGACUGAGAGAGAGCAUCUUCACUUAUUUAUUCUUUGUUUGUUUAUAUAUGAAAUGAGCUGACCAAGGAAAACUGUUAUUACAACUAAUUUAUGAGAUGAUAUAUAUUUUACGAAAAAUAUUCUUCCUUUUUAAGGAAACCUUUCAGUUUGUCCAGGAGGAUAUACACCUUCCUGCAGCCAUUUCAGUUCUGUGAAAAGAUUUGUGUUAUAAAAAUGACUUUUCUGUAUUAAUAGUGCUUUUUGUUCUGUGUGCUAAAGGGUUGAUUGCUGUAUAUUGUCAUCAGUGGACACAUAGCUUGUGUAGUAUUUAUAAAAGACUACAGGGGAAUGUUAUAUUCAACAUGAUUUAUAUCACAUUGUGCUUCAAGAACUUUAUUGUAAGGUCAAUAAUAAAACACCUGAAUUUGU
Messenger RNA from Triplophysa dalaica, 2571 nucleotides. RefSeq names its product RIC8 guanine nucleotide exchange factor A (gene ric8a). Gene Ontology annotation, cellular component: cytoplasm; plasma membrane. The coding region runs from base 112 to 1764 and encodes 550 amino acids. The transcript has 10 exons. Gene Ontology annotation, molecular function: G-protein alpha-subunit binding; guanyl-nucleotide exchange factor activity. Gene Ontology annotation, biological process: G protein-coupled receptor signaling pathway. Lineage: Eukaryota; Metazoa; Chordata; Actinopteri; Cypriniformes; Nemacheilidae. The record is from RefSeq and is a predicted model, not a curated record.